AUGAUUCGGAUUUGCCACGUCUGUCAUCGAUCUCUCAAGCGACAUUGCCUACCACCUACAUCUAUCGCCAAUGAUCUUUACUUCGGGCCCAUUCCGAAUGAACUCCGUAAACUUUCUCUAGUUGAAGAAGCACUGAUUGCUCGACGGCAUGCCAAAACAUGGAUCAUACAUCUGCAAGAUGAUGGAUCUCCCACGUCUCACACUACAGGACCAAGCUCUUCAUCCACACUCUCUACUGCUCAAAGGGCCUUUAAGGGUCACGUCAUAGUCUUUCCUGCUCAACCGGAGUCUUUGUCCCCAUUUUUGCCUCCUUCCCUUGAGGACGUCAUCACUCCCAUGUGUGUGGUAUUUGUCGGCAUCACCACUCCUUCCAAAGAUUGGCUUUUAAACAAUGCACGACCUCUGAUCGUCCGACGGGAAAAAGUACGGGCUGCAUUGCAAUGGCUUCUUACUCACAAUCCCCUGUACAGUGAUGUCAUUUUAGAUGAGAAAGAAUUGAACCGAAUCCCAUUGACUGAUGUCGCUCCUGUUCCCAUCCACACCCAACCCCCCACUAUGGCGACUCUGGCACCAGGCGCUCGAUAUGAUAAUGUUGAGAUACCGCUCACAGAGGAUCCGCUGACUGCAGUUUUGCAGAACAUGGUGGUCACAGAUCUCCAUAUGCGUGAUGUGAACACUGCUCAGAUCACUGCUGCUGCUCUCAAUCAUCUAAAACGGUCCAACGGUGACAUUGGAGCCCACAUUCAAGUCAGACACGGUGCUGAACCCAUCAAUCACUAUUCGGAUCCACACUUGUUACCAUUGCUAUAUCCCACUUUAUUUCCGUAUGGCAUCGGUGGCUAUCAUCGGAAUCGUCGUGCUUCUCUCAGUUUGGAAAAAAUGGCCACUCAUGUC
Molecule: messenger RNA, 894 nt
Organism: Cantharellus anzutake
Lineage: Eukaryota; Fungi; Basidiomycota; Agaricomycetes; Cantharellales; Hydnaceae
Exons: 1
Source: RefSeq, a predicted model, not a curated record